This is a messenger RNA of Notolabrus celidotus (New Zealand spotty), 3697 nucleotides long. Its product is annotated as toll-like receptor 13. Lineage: Eukaryota; Metazoa; Chordata; Actinopteri; Labriformes; Labridae. The record is from RefSeq and is a predicted model, not a curated record. Gene Ontology annotation, molecular function: protein binding; transmembrane signaling receptor activity. The coding region runs from base 293 to 3184 and encodes 963 amino acids. The transcript is spliced from 4 exons. Gene Ontology annotation, cellular component: membrane. Gene Ontology annotation, biological process: immune response; inflammatory response; toll-like receptor signaling pathway.
CCUUUCUUUUCUCCUCAGAAGAACUUUGUUUCAUCGAUAGCUGAGAGGCUUUGACAGACUGCAUCUCUAAGUUAAUGAGCUGCUUCUAACAAGAAACCACCCAGCCUAUUUUCAUUCACUUUCACUUCCUCUCAAUUCAUGAGAAAGAAGACAAGCGACAGAAGACUAUCUUUUAAUCUGAGAGGAACAUCUGACCGAACGGAGGUAGAAGAAUCUCUUGAGAAGACGUCUGGCAUUACACACAGACUACCUUUCACCAGUUGGACACGGAAAAUGCAACUUCUAGCUUGAAAUGGGUCUUGUAAUGAAAAAUAGCAGAACAAUGCCGUUAAGAAGAUUCAAAUAUCUUCAACUAAGUAUUAUUUUCCUCUUGUUGGAUAUCAGAAGUUUCAUUCUGCCAGUUGCUGGAUUUUCAGUGAGAGGUUGCCACAUAAGUGACAAUAUUGCCAUAUGUGGGCUAACUGAUGGUAAACUCACGGCUGUUCCUCGUGAUAUUCCCUCAACAGUGAAAGGUGUUGACUUGACUUCAAACAAAAUUACAAAAAUACAAGCCGAUGAUUUCAAACAUCUAUCAGUUUUGACACAGUUGGACCUCAAACACAAUUCCAUUUCACAGAUAGAUGCAGGUGCCUUUGCAGAUCUGAUUUCCCUGCAGAAGUUAAAUCUUAACAGUAAUAAACUUGUAGCACUUGGUGAUGAUCUUUUUGGUGGUUUGAGCAACCUGACAGAGCUUAGAAUAACUAGUAAUAACAUGAAAAAGGUGGAGCCUACCACGUUUAAGUCAUUGAAGAGCUUAGAGUUUUUGGACAUCUCUCACAACAAACUGCACAAGAGUACAACAGUGCACUGUAUACUCCAGCAACUGCCAAAUCUACAAAACCUGGUGAUCCCAAACAACGACUUAACCCAUUUUCAAUCAUGGGAAAUAACAAACAGCUCACUACAGCUUUCCUCUCUUGAUUUGUCCCAAAAUUCAAUCGCAGUCUUUCGGAUCAUUGCAGACAUUUUUCCAAAUCUCACCCGGUUAAACAUCGGCUCUACUUUCAAGCAUAAAAUGAUAUGGGAUGUACGUAACAAGACUUUUCUUAGUCGAGUGUCUACUCUUGAUAUUAGUGGGCUCCAACUGGCUUCCAAUGAUUGGAAAACCUUCUUGGAGAGCUUCAACUCCUCCCUAACGGCUCUGAAGAUGACUAAAAUGAAAUAUAACCUGUCAGAGCUCAUCGGCAUUUCCUGCACCAUCCCAACACUGACCAGCCUCCAUCUCAGAGAAAAUAAUCUCUAUUAUAUCGAUCAGCGUUUUUUUCAGCUGUGUGGAAAUGUGAAAGAGAUAGAUCUAAAAAGUAAUUCCAUAAAGUCAGUCCAGGACAAGGCUUUUAGAUCUCUGAGACGUUUGAGGAUCUUGACUCUGAGUCAUAACCGACUUCCAUCAGUUCCAAUCGCCACAAGGAAUAUACCAACACUUUCUGAGCUGGAUCUCUCCAGUAAUAACAUCACCACACUUGGAUGCAACGAUUUCACCAAUCUGACAAAGCUCAGAGAACUCAGCCUUUCUCAGAAUUUAAUCCUAGCUUUAAAAGACUGUGUUUUCAAGGAUUUAAUAGCACUGCAAGUCUUAAAGCUACAGAACAACCACAUCUCCAAACUGAACGGUGCUUUCAAAAAAUACUUGCCAAACCUUUUACAGCUGCGUUUGAAUGGAAAUAAACUCACCGCCAUGAAUCCUGGGGAGUUUAAGGGCUUAAAGUCCCUCCAGAACUUGUCACUACAUGAAAAUAAGAUUGACGACCUUAAAAAGGGGUGUUUCAUUGGACUGACCAAUCUCACUGAUUUGAAUCUACAAUCCAAUAAUAUUCAAAAAGAUACAUUCAAAAGAGGCUGCUUUGAUGAUGUAAAAAGUUUAAAAGAACUGGAUCUGAGGGACAAUCACAUAAGUUAUUAUGACAGUUCAGCUUUAUCCAACCCACCAUUUUCUCAGCUCACUCUUCUGGAAACACUGGCGAUCCCCGCACAGCGCCACAGGUUGAAGUCCAUUCUGCCUUACAACUUCCUGCAGGGUUUGAAAAAUCUAAAAUACUUUGACGCAAGGAAUAUUCAAAUUUUACGCCUCCACAAAGAUACGUUUAAGUACACGCCUCAACUGCAACAACUUGACGUAAGUUCAAAUGAUCUUGCAGACCUUUCGCCAGAUUUGUUUGCCCCAAUUCCAAAUCUGAAAAGCCUCUACAUAUCCAGAACAAGUCUUCAGUCUUUAGAUUUCCUCGUGAAUGCCAAACUUAAAAAACUGGAGUUCCUGCAGUCAAGAAAGAAUGUAUUCCCAGUUAUUACCGAGGGAGAAAUCAUGUCCCUACCAGCUCUGGUUUACCUGGAUCUCUAUGGACAUAGUUUCAAAUGUGAUUGCGAUAACAUCUGGUUCCGAGAGUGGGUGGUAAAAUCCAACCAAACUCAAGUUUUUGAUGCCUAUAACUUCGAGUGCAACUUUCCUCAAAGCCUUAAAGGCACAAAACUGUUGGACCUUGACAUCCGGUCCUGCUUAGUGAACGCUGACUUCAUCUGCUUCGUCUCUACCACCUGUUCAACUCUUCUGUUCAUGCUGGCGUCCUUCACCUACCAUUUCCUGAGGUGGCAGCUGGGGUAUGCAUACUACCUUUUCCUGGCUUUUCUCUUUGACAAAAAAAUGAAUAAAAACAAGCAAGCUACAGACCAGUAUGACGCCUUUAUCUCCUACAACGCUCACGAUGAGCCAUGGGUCGUCAGAGAGCUGCUACCAAAACUGGAAGACGAGCAGGGCUGGAAGUUGUGUCUGCACCAUCGAGACUUUGAGCCAGGUAAACCCAUCAUGGAGAAUAUCUCGGAUGCCAUCUACGGAAGCAGAAAGACGAUAUGUGUGAUCAGUCGCAGAUAUCUGGAGAGUGAGUGGUGCUCCAGAGAAAUGACAUUAGCCAGCUUCCGCCUGUUCGAUGAGCGGAAGGACGUUCUGAUCCUGGUGUUUCUGGAGGACAUUCCCACUGCUCAGCUGUCCCCUUACUACCGCAUGAGGAAGCUGCUGAAGGGGCGGACCUAUCUGAGCUGGCAGAAGGCUGAGGGGAACACUGAGCUGUUUUGGCGGAAACUCAGACAGGCUCUAAGGAGCGAAGAGGACCAUGUUGAGGACCGGUUUCUCCUCACUGUGGUGGACCAGCCAUGACGAAAAAGGAAAGACGAUGUAUUAUAAUGUGAAGUUGAAGUGAAGUUUAUGUAAAAGAUGGUUGCUGUUUAAAGCUAGAGUUAAAACGACAACCCUUUUUACAUAUGGACUCCUGACAUUUUCUAGCUCAUGCAGAACAUAUCAGGACUUGAUGUUUUCCACAUAUAUCACUCAUAUGAAACUCACAGUGGGAGGUUAACAGUGUCAGAUCUGCAUUCACAACUCAAAUACUCUGUUUGAUUUAGGUGGGAGGUGAGGAUGGGGGGGUUGUGUAGAGCAUGCAGGACUAGACGGAGAAGUCUCAAGUUAUGAUGACUGUUUCUGAGUUAGUAUGAACAUGUAUGAAGGCUUCACCACCAUACGAACAACAAUGGGAAACAUAACAGACAACCGAGGCGAGGAGCUGUGUUCUUAUCAUAGACUGUAUAAGUAAUGGACGUAGUAUCCGUGACGUCACCCAUCUGUUUCUGAAGCGUUGUUUUGAAGCCGAUCAUAGGUGGGAGCCAUAUUGGA